[Candida] anglica is the source of this 2795-nucleotide messenger RNA. The record is from the annotation of a GenBank genome assembly. Lineage: Eukaryota; Fungi; Ascomycota; Pichiomycetes; Serinales; Debaryomycetaceae.
GAAAUUACCAGCGUGUAAAUACCUCAGAGUGCACGGAAGUGAGAGCAGUAAAGAAUUCUUGGACGAAAUAGAUUUGUAAAUUAAUUAUUUCUAGAACUUUUCCCAUAAAAAAAAAAUAAAGGAAGAACAAUAGUAAUAAUUAAUAGUAUUGCCGAUCAGUGAUCAUGUCCAGCUUGCCAGAACUAGACGUUAUGACCGAGUCGGAACUAGAAUUCACAGCGGGGACCACCGAGCCAGAGAGCAAUGUGGGAACCCCUGACGUUACUGAGAAUGGAGUUGAAUCUGGCGAGAAAGUUCCGGUAGUCCCUGUGGAACGAAGUGGAGUUGAGGGCUCUGUUCCGGAGUCUGUUCCGGAGUCUGCAGUGGUGAGUUCCACUAUUCCAAACCUUGUACCUGUUGCAGAUGAAACCCCUAUAACGACCAAUUCAUCCCCAAUUCCUCCUCCUCCUAAAUUUGCAGAUAUCUUGAAUGCGUCUCCUAUUUCACCCCCACAAACCGGGAACUCAACGGUGGAUCUGACCCCAGCCACCAAUGGGAAUGUUGCAACAGCUACUGAAAAUACCGACACUAAUGCAAAUACCACAAUUACAUCUAUCGCUGAUGAUGAAGAAGAUUCACCUAAAAAGAAGAAAAAUGGACCUGGUGGUAAUACGAGAUUCACUCGUCAUUUGAAGAAAUCUGACGGAGAACCAUUUUGGAGAAAGGACAUUCAAUACGAUUUCCUCAAGGCACUUUUCGAUAACGAUCAAAAGGUUUUCACCAACACAUUCCCCGAUGCUGGAAUUGUCGGUAUUACCAACGAACCCAAAUACUCCUUUUCAGAGCUCUACGUACGUACACUCGCAGAAUCUGGAAAGUGUUCCAAGAUUCUUAAGGAACGUUUACUCAAGGAUGUAGAAAUGGGGGUUUCUGUCGGGAAAGUUUGUCUUCUUGUCAAUUCAGGAAGAAUGAACACAACCAUCAAUUUUGUUCCGGAAAUGCGGUCUACAUUGAGAACGUAUCACUCCAUCCCAUCCCUUCAAGCAGACCCAAUCCAUGGGGGGUCCAAGCCAUUACAAGACACUCCAAGAUUGAAACUGAUCUUAAAAUCUGUUUGUGAAGGUCAAGAACACUUGAAAAAAUUACAGGACAUUAUGGAAGCUCCCUUGGCUCCUGCGCAACCAAACACAAAUAUCAUCCAAUUGAUUUUCCUUUUAAGUACCAAUUCACGUGGAAUCAAAUAUUAUCAAGAGGAAGGAGCUCUCAAUAACAAUUUCAUGGACUUUUUCUUGAACGAAAAGGUACAUCCUAGAAGUAGAGCCUUGAGGUUUUUAUGGUUGAUGUAUACCUUUUUGGAAACUGGGUUUAGUACUGAAGAAAUAAAGAAUAAUCCAUUUGGAAUCGAUGGUAAUAUCCCAUCUGAAGAAAUGGUCCCUGACGAAGAAGUAAAUAGAUUUGAUCAGGAUACCGAGUAUGAGAUAAAGUUUUCUCAAGAAAUGAUUUUGACAAGACAAAGAUAUUUGACUGACGAGGAACAUAAUAGCAAUCCUAAGCGGGGCAACAAAUCCAGGAAGGAUAAGGAAUUGGCGGCUCAAGUUGAAGAUGAGAACGUUGACGUUGCCGCAGCCAUUGCCGCAGUAGAAGGGGUAGUGCCCAUCGCUGCGCCAGCAGUACCAACGGAACACAACCCACCACAUGCACCUCCUAUUACAGCACCUCUGUCGGUGAUGCCUGUGGCGUCAUUGACGAAUGCUGAACCAGAAUCUCUUGACACAGAACUGGCGAAGGAAACUUCAGUGGUAACCUCUUCACACACGGUGGGACCACCGGGACUUCAAAUUCUUGCUCCUGCUGAAAAACGUGGACCUGAAGACGAUGGAGAUCAUCAUAUUGCCAAGAAGGCUAAAAGACCACUCCCCACAUUUAAUAGCACUGUUUCGUCACCUUUAGGACAUUCUGUGAUAUCUGCACACGACUCGAAUGGGAAUGGUGCCACAGCCAGUAAGGCUACCAAUGGAUUAGCCACCCUGAUCAUACUGUUUGACGAUGAACCUUCUCAUGAUUACUUGACAGAAACAUCCACCACUAGAAUGGAACGUUCUGAUCACAAUCUUACAUUCCCAAUCAAACAACUUUCCAAAAUUAAGGAAAGUCUUCCAGAAGAAUCUGAGUAUUCUCCAACUAAUAAAACAUCAAUGGCCUCACAUCUUAACAUUGUGAGCAAAUCCAAGCCAUUACUUAAACAACUUCGUGCGAACUCCAAGAUUCUGAAUGCAGAGUUCAACAAGAAGGUUGAGGACUUGAAAGACUGGAUUUUCCGCUACUUCCAAUAUAAGAAGUCCACCUCAAAUGGACUUUUAGGAAUGGAAUGGGAAAAUAUGCGAUACGAUGUGAUCAACGGGAUUGAGAGCUUUGUGUACAAGCAGCAAGGUAAGUCGUACGAAGGCUUGCAACAGGAGAUCUUGGACAAUACUGACAAUGGCCGCCGAGGACAUAAUAUUGGUGGUGUUUCAGGGGCUGACCUGGACGAAGUUGGAUUUGGGUUUGUGCCUGUGUACGACUUUAACCGUGAUAAUGAAGAAAACAAGUUCAUACAGAAUUUGUUACAGUAUUGUAACGAGACUUUGGCUGCUUCUGAAACUGAAUCUUUAAAGAAAGAUCCUCCUAGAAACGCCAACUACGUCUCAAUUGACUUGAAGGGAGGUAAAAUAGAGUUCAACUUGGAGUUCUAAGGAUUAUGUAUUAAUUAUGUAUUUUUACUUAUAUGUAUAUGACUGACAAUGAAAAAGAAACGAGUCCUCGCACAAUAAAUAAAA